GCUCGGCCCUUCCAUCUCAUGUGGUAAUUUUUAUUAAACAAUUUUUCAUUUAACAACGAAAAAUUAUGCAGAAAAACAUUUCCACAGUAUACGUAGAAAUCAGGGGCGGACUGAAAACUCAUGGGGCCCCGGGCAAUAGGGGAUCAUGGGGCCCCUGUGUCCAUGCCUACACUCAAAGCACACCAAAAAAAAUCAUAUAAAAAGGUACCAGUGGCAUUUCAUGGGGCCCCCUACUGAUCCCGGGCCCUCGGGCAGUGCCCGAGUGCUCGAAUGGUCAGUCCGCCCCUGGUAGAAG
Messenger RNA from Staurois parvus, 295 nucleotides. Lineage: Eukaryota; Metazoa; Chordata; Amphibia; Anura; Ranidae. The record is from the annotation of a GenBank genome assembly.